This is a messenger RNA of Polyodon spathula (Mississippi paddlefish), 4368 nucleotides long. RefSeq names its product leucine-rich repeat transmembrane neuronal protein 2-like. The transcript has 2 exons. NCBI's taxonomy places the organism in Eukaryota, Metazoa, Chordata, Actinopteri, Acipenseriformes, Polyodontidae. The record is from RefSeq and is a predicted model, not a curated record. Gene Ontology annotation, cellular component: plasma membrane. Bases 1821 to 3431 code for a protein of 536 amino acids. Gene Ontology annotation, molecular function: protein binding.
ACACACACUAGAUCCGAUUAGUAAAAAAAUUACAUUUCCAUCAAAUCAAAAUAAAAAAAAAAAAAACACACGACAACCAUCGCAAAAUCACUUGGACCACUCACAAGAAAGAGCGAAGGACCUGAAUGGCAGUUUUGCAUUGAACACAUUACAGUAACUGGUAGACAGGAAUUUGAAUCUCGUCAUCCAGAAACUUGCGUUAAUAAAAAGGCAUGGGACUAGACUUGCAUCUACAAUUUACUAUUGUAUUCCUAAAUGGAGAGGAGUUUAUGGAUUGUCGCCGAAUUACACAUGAUCCAAGCCCCAAAAAAUAAAUACAAUGGUCAGCAGGGCGCCUAAUCCAAGUGCCGGCUCGACUAAAAAAACUGCUGCUAUUGGCUUUUAAUAAAUGUCAUAUUAGGAAUUAAGCAGAGUAAAUAUGAUAAUGCAGUUGAGAACAAACUGCUUCCUCUGUUAAGUGGUUAGAAAAACGUCAAUAAUUGUGCCUUUUUUUGGUUCUCAUUGCAACAGCAGAAGAUUGCUUUAUUUUGCACUAGGAAACAAAGCUCUCAAGAUGACGCAACACAUGAUCUGAACACCACUUCUUGGAAACAAUGCAUCAUAACCCUGGCUCAAACCCUGUGUGUGUGGGAGGCUGGGGGGGGGGAUCCUGCACACUCCAAUUUCCGUAUUACACACUUAGGUGUAAAAGUGGUUAAAAAAAAACCCUUAAAAAACAAACACAAAAAAAAAAAAAACACAGCACAUGUGUGGUCUUUUCUUGUUAUCACCAUCUGCCUCCGUUUCAAUGAAAGAUUAAAUUAAAAAGUAAUGGAUGGUUUAGAAAGCAAGCUGGAGUAAUCUGAUCAGGCAGUAAAAAGGGACUCAAGUCAUCAUUACAACCUUAAAAACAAAACGCUAUAGAACUUUACAAAAGGAGAAAGGUUAUUUGUAAGAAAUGUUCUGGGGAUGAACAGCACCCCACUUUAUAAAAUAGAAAGUAAUCUGAAACCAAUACCAACCUUCAGCACAUUAUACAGUGAGAAUACAAAUAGGAAGCGUGGUAUCUAGAUCUUGACCUAUGGAGCAGUUAAGGAGCACCGCCACGAAUCACUACACUUAACAAAAAGCUUUAAUACUAAACUCAGCUGUCACUACAGCAGGUUAAGGAAUACUUUCUCGUUCUCUCUAGUUGUGUCAAGAGAGAGAGAGAGAGAAAGAGAGAGAGAGACACACUCGUCACUGGAUGACGCCAGCCCGCCACCACUCUGUAGCAGUGAGUGGCUACAACCCAAUAUCACAGUAUAGCAUCUUUGCUGCUCUCUCCAGCUCUGUAGAAAAUCUCAGUAAAAAGGAGACUAUUGCUCAGUGCACUACACUGCUGCUGGAACUGGUUCCUACACAGGGUCCCUUCACUGCCGGUGCUCAACAAGUUAAGGAUGGUGGACCCCCAACUGAGGAAAAACGAUGCCUGGGUCUUUAAAUUAAGCAAAUCGAGCGGACAGCUUGAGUGAAGAAAAUACAAAAAAUAAAUAAAAUGGUUUACAGGGAUUGCUUCGGAUUCAGCUAUUAAGCAAACAAUUUUUCAGAAGGAGAACAAACAAAUUCUCUAAAAACACAACGAUCACCAAAAGCAAGCAAAGGAGGAUGAAAUAUCUUGACAUGGAAUUUCUGCUUUUGUUACAGCUGGGGGGACUAAGCAUUGCUUUAUUUGAGGAAAGUGCAGUUCCUUUUGUUUUUCCUCAAAAGGGCUUUUCUUCAUUGGACUCCUUUUCCAGCUCAUUGUUCCAAGACUCUGCAGAGAGGGACAGUUGAAUGCAGCCUCCAAUGAGCACAAAAGAAUGGGUUUCCAUUCAAGAUGGCCAUUGGUGGGACCAACACCAGUGGCAAUCUAUAUGAUCAGCAUGCUGCUCCGCCUGUUGCCUGCAUCAGGCACGGCCUGCCCUCAAACAUGUCGCUGUGAGGACCUGCUGUUUUACUGUGACUCACAAGGUUUACAGGCUCCGCCCAACAGCGUGGACCCAGGGGCCCUGGGUCUCUCGCUACGCCACAACAGCAUCACCAAGCUGCAGCCAGAUCAGUUCUCUGGCUUUAGCCAGCUCACCUGGCUCCACUUGGACCACAACCAAAUUUCAGCGGUGCAGGAGGACGCAUUCCAGGGGCUCUACAAGCUGAAGGAGCUGGUCCUGAGCUCGAACAGCAUCACCCAGCUGCCCAACAGCACCUUCAUCCACCUCAUCAACCUUCAAAACCUGGACAUCUCCUUCAACCAGAUGACAUCUCUGGAGCCAGAGCUUUUCCAUGGGUUGCGCAAGCUCCAAACCCUUCACCUGCGUUCCAACUCCCUCCGAACCACUCCAGUCCGGGUCUUCUGGGACUGCCGAAGCCUAGAGUUCCUGGACCUCAGCAACAAUCGCCUGAGGAGUGUGGCCAGAAACGGCUUUGCAGGAUUAAUUAAACUAAGAGAGCUCCACUUAGAGCACAACCAGUUGACCAAGAUCAAUUUAGCCCAUUUCCCCAGGCUGAUCGCUCUCCAGACUCUUUUUCUGCAGUGGAACAAGAUCAGCAACGUUACCUGCGGGAUGGAGUGGAUCUGGACAACUUUGGAGAAGCUAGAUCUCACUGGGAACGACAUCCGCUCAAUCUCCCCGGAAGUGUUUGAGACCUUGCCCAACCUCAAGGUGCUCCUGCUGGACACCAACAAGCUGACCAGCCUUGACCCUCGGACCUUAAGCUUAUGGAAGUCUGUGACUACUGUGGGGCUUUCAGGGAACAUGUGGGAAUGUACCAAAAGCAUCUGCUCUCUAGCUACUUGGCUCAGCAUGUUUAAGGGCAGGUGGGAACACUCCAUAGUGUGCCACAGUCCAGAGUAUGCACAGGGUGAGGAUAUACUGGACGCAGUUUAUGGGUUCCAGCUCUGUCAGAAUUUCUCAGCAGCAGUAGCUGCACCAACAACGGUUUCCCCAGAGGUUAGCUUGCCUCAAGAGGCCACAAGCGAUUUUUAUGGAAUAUGGAUAACACCCACACAGGACUUCCAUGCACAGGAUGUAGGGGGCUUCACUACAGUGACUGUAACUACCACAAGUUCCCCCACAACAAACCCCACAACCGUGGCAGCAGCCGAGGUCAACACAGAGGCAGACAAUACCCUCCUUACCCAACGGGUCAUCAUAGGCACAAUGGCCCUUUUGUUUUCUUUCUUUCUUAUCAUCUUUGUGGUCUAUGUGUCACGUAAGUGUUGCCCGCCCACACUGCGCCGGAUUAGGCACUGCUCAACCAUGCAGAGUCGCCGGCAGAUUAUGACCCAGGUGCGGCAGCCCAUGGCAGACCUUGCCACACAGGUUCCAUAUAACGAAUACGAGCCCAGCCACGAGGAAGGUGCACUGGUCAUCAUCAACGGGUAUGGACAGUGCAAGUGCCAGCAGCUGCCUUACAAAGAGUGUGAAGUAUGAACUGCCAUCGUGUUUUACCAUUCACUCGCUCCCAAAAAUACAGGGUUUUCAGUUAAGUGGGUGACUAAGUAAAACAGCAUUUUAAUACAUAUAUAUAUAUAUAUUUUUUCCUUUAUGCAUAUCAUGCUCCAUUCAUUUAAAACAAUGGCAGUACAAUGUGCUGGUGCUACUUGGAAUUGGUCCUUUGUUACCCUUCCCUGCCCAAAAAACCUAUAUGAAAAAGUAUUUCAUAGGUUUAAUUCUGAGAUUUGAAAUUUCACCAACAUAUUUAUAUAGGAUACAAGCAUAUUCCAAAGACCACCAUUAUAAAUAAAAAGAAAUAAAAUAAAAGUAUUUACUGUGAGGUAGGUUUAUGUGAGCUAAUUUAUAAAAUAAACCCCUUUGAAAAGGAGGCUUGAGUUAAGCAAGUCUGUGCCCUUGGUAAAAUAAGACUUGCAAUUCAAGAGGCAACCCUGCCCUCUUCUGACAACGCAAGGCAAUUGUUCUGAAAUAGGAGCAUAAUGCUGGGCCACACUGAAGUGUAUCUUCAAAUGGGAGUUAAAAUUGUAAUAAAUGAAGUGUUUAUUGGGGAAGUCAGAUUAAUUUAUCUGUUAUACGAAUUGAGGUUGGGUAGGGUUUAACAUGCUAGCCAUACCAGCACUGUACUAAAAAUAAAGCAAUAUAUUUUAGGGCUGUUCAGAAACCCAUGACUGAGCAGGAUCAGUGAGUGAGGAGAAAAAUAAAAUAAAAAAAAAAAAAAUCUGCUUAACCAUUUUAUAAAGUCCAAUUCCUAAAAUUAAAAAAAGAGACAAGGGUACAUUCCUACUACUUCUGUUCAGUGUUAGUCAUUCAAUUUUACAAAUUGAGAAAUUUGUUAAUACAGCAAAAACAGGAAAAAAGUGCCAAAAAUCAGCCGUUAACUAGAAAGGUACAAUUAAACCUGUGAAAUUUGACAAUA